Molecule: messenger RNA, 450 nt
Organism: Daldinia childiae
Lineage: Eukaryota; Fungi; Ascomycota; Sordariomycetes; Xylariales; Hypoxylaceae
Product: Calmodulin
Exons: 7
Coding region: 1-450 (149 amino acids)
Biological process (GO): spindle pole body organization
Cellular component (GO): central plaque of spindle pole body
Molecular function (GO): enzyme regulator activity; calcium ion binding
Source: RefSeq, a predicted model, not a curated record
AUGGCCGAUUCUCUGACCGAAGAGCAAGUCUCCGAGUUCAAGGAGGCGUUCUCCCUCUUUGACAAAGACGGUGAUGGACAAAUCACAACAAAGGAGCUAGGUACCGUCAUGCGAUCGCUGGGUCAAAACCCCUCCGAAUCUGAGCUUCAGGACAUGAUCAACGAAGUCGAUGCCGAUAACAAUGGAACCAUUGACUUCCCUGAAUUUUUGACCAUGAUGGCACGCAAGAUGAAGGACACCGACUCUGAGGAGGAGAUUCGAGAAGCGUUCAAGGUUUUCGAUCGUGACAACAACGGCUUCAUCUCUGCUGCUGAACUCCGCCACGUUAUGACUUCUAUUGGAGAGAAGCUCACUGAUGACGAGGUUGAUGAGAUGAUUCGCGAGGCUGACCAGGAUGGUGACGGCCGCAUCGACUACAACGAGUUCGUUCAGCUAAUGAUGCAGAAAUAA